CCACCAACCAGAAGCAGCCAUGGAUGCGACUUCGUUACACCUCCCGGAAAUCCUCGUCGCCAUAGCGAUCGCCGUAUUCCUCCACCUACGGUGGUUCGGAAAAAGGCAAAGACGACAACCCAGCCACAAAUUCCUCCCGGAGAUCCCCGGCGCCCUGCCCUUGUUGGGCCACCUCCACCUCCUCGGCGGGAAGCAGCCCCUGGCGCGGAAGCUGGCUUCCUUCUCCGACAAAUACGGACCCGUCUUCACCAUCCGCCUCGGAGCCAACAACUUGACGGCGGUGGUCAGCGACUAUGACGCCGUCAAGGAAUGCUUUACCGCCAACGACCGGGCCCUCGCAUUCCGGCCCGAUUCCACCCAGGCCCAAAUCCUCGGCUACAACUACGCCCUCUUCGGAUUCGCCUCCUACGGCGACUACUUCCGCUACAUCAAGAAGAUUCUCAUCUCCGAGGUCCUCUCCGCCAACCGAAUCAAGGCCCUCCGCCGCGUCCAGAUCUCGGAGAUAGAUUCCCUAAUUCACGACCUCUACCAACAGAGCAAGGCCGGCGGCGGCGGGAAGACAGUGAUUUCGGUGAGCGAGGGGAUCCACAGCUGCGUCAUCAACAUAAUGACUCGGAUUAUCGCCGGGAAGAGGUACUUCGACAAGUCCAAUUACGAGGAGCAACAUUCUGUCUCCAAUUUUAGUGGCGGGCGGCCAAUCAGUGAAAUGAUUAGGGAAUUUAUGCUGGUCAUGGGUACUCCGGUUCCUUCCGAUUUGAUUCCGAUUCUCCGGUGGGUCUUGCCCCGGGGAGCCGAGAAGGCGAUGAAACGGCUGUUCAAGGAGCUGGAUGUUGUCAUGCAGAGCUGGAUCGACGAGCACAAGGAGAAACAGGUUGUCAACGACGGCGACGAAAGUAAUCGCGAUCUCAUCGACGUUAUGCUCUCCGAAAUUAAAGAUGAAGUUGCCUUUGGUCACAAGCGCGAGACCAUCGUCAAGGCCAUUGCUCAUCAGGCUUUAAUCUUUGGGGGCUCUGAUACGACUGCGAUUACGCUGACGUGGAGCCUAUCGAACUUGUUGAACUACAAGCGAGCGUUGCAUUUAGCUCAGGAAGAGCUCGACAACACAGUAGGGAGAGAUCGAUGGGUGGACGAUUCCGACAUUGACAACUUGCCAUACUUAAAAGCUGUGAUCAAAGAGACAUUGCGAAUGUAUCCGCCGGGUGCACUUUCAUUGCCUCGGAUAGCAUCAGAGGACAUCACGAUCAAAGGGUAUCACGUGCCGAAGGGCACUCAGUUCUUUGCGAACUUCUGGAAGCUGCACAGGGAUCCAAACGUCUGGUCCGACCCGAACGAGUACAAGCCGGAAAGAUUCCUGACGAGCAAUGCCGAUAUCGAAAUAUUCGGACAUCAGUUCGAGUAUCUCCCAUUUGGGUCGGGCCGACGAGGAUGCCCGGGGAUCAAUUUCGGGAUGCAGGCUACACAGCUGACCUUGGCGAGACUAUUGCAAGGGUUCCAUUGGAGUACCCCUGGAGAUAAGCCUGUGGAUAUGACUGAAGACUUGGGAAUCAUCCUUUCUAAGACCAAUCCAUUGCAGGUCGUCCUUACCCCACGACUUCCAGCUCAGUUUUAUAAUGCUUAACAGAAAGCUUGUCAUCCAAAAUAUAGCCAACGAGAGUAAUGCAGAUGGUUCUCCUGUUAUGAGAGAGCAUCAACUUCCUUGUUGUAACUGCUGUUCUUUACUCUGGAGACAAUUGGAUAUGCGGAAUCUUUUUGUAUACCCUUAGAACGAAACUUGCACUCCUCGAAAG
Linum tenue is the source of this 1787-nucleotide messenger RNA. The record is from the annotation of a GenBank genome assembly. Lineage: Eukaryota; Viridiplantae; Streptophyta; Magnoliopsida; Malpighiales; Linaceae.